Messenger RNA from [Candida] anglica, 1409 nucleotides. The record is from the annotation of a GenBank genome assembly. Lineage: Eukaryota; Fungi; Ascomycota; Pichiomycetes; Serinales; Debaryomycetaceae.
CGGAUCUAAAUAUAAUUGCAAAAACAUGACAUCUCCAAGCGUUGAAGAUCUUGAAAAGAGGAUCCGAGAUCUUGAGCUUGAGAAUUCUCGACUUCGUGGUGAAUGCUCUUCCAAUCCAGUAGAAAAUCAAGAUAUUAAAGAAGACGAUGAGCUGCACCUUUCACUUGCAGAGUACAAACGAUACGGACGUCAAAUGAUUGUACCUGAGUUUGGAGCUCUCGAAGGACAGAAGCUACUCAAGAAAUCAUCAGUUUUAGUCAUUGGAGCUGGUGGGUUAGGCUGUCCUGCAUUGUUAUAUAUUUCCGCCGCAGGUGUAGGAACUAUAGGUAUAUUGGAUGAUGAUGUGGUUGAUGUCAGUAAUUUGCAUAGACAAGUGUUACAUACUACAGAGUCAGUAGGGUUACCAAAAGUUGAAUCUGCCAGAAGAUACAUCACCAAGCUUAACCCAUUUGUAAAAGUGGAGACAUAUAUUACACGAAUUUCAAAUGAAAAUGCAUUUGACAUCAUUCUGAAGUAUGACCUCAUCCUUGAUUGUACUGAUAACCCAGCCACCCGGUAUUUGAUCAAUGACGUUUCAGUCUUGUGUGGUAAAACUAUUGUUAGUGGCUCCGGAUUGAAGUCUGAUGGACAGUUAUCGAUUUUAAACUAUCAGAACCAGGGCCCAUGUUAUCGCUGCUUUUAUCCAAAACCACCAUCCCCAAACUCUGUCACUUCUUGUAAGGAUGGGGGUGUUUUAGGCCCUGCUAUCGGUUUAGUUGGUGUGACUAUGGCUUUGGAAGCUAUCAAGGUACUCACAGGCUUCUAUGGUGAUAAUUUCAAGCCAUUUCUUUCAAUGUACACUGGAUAUCCACAGCAAGUACUUCGAGUAUUUAAAAUGAGGAACAAGCAAAAGACUUGCGCUGUAUGUGGUGAAAAUCCAUCUAUAACUCAAGACUUAAUAACUAGAAAUGCCAUAGACUAUGUUGAGUUUUGCGGUAAGGUCAAUGCUAAUGUGUUAACUCCAGAACAGCGGAUUACUGUGCAUGAGUAUAAACAAUCUUUAGAUGGUGCUAAUAACUCAAGUAUACUAUUGGACGUACGUCCAAAGGAACAGUUUUCAAUUAUUUCGCUUCCAGCAGCUAUAAAUAUUCCUUGGGAUCCUACAUUGGCUAAGUUAGAUGACAUUGAUUCGUAUUUACCUACCGGUUUUGAUAAAGAAACUGACACUAUUCAUAUUAUAUGUCGAUAUGGGAAUGAUUCACAACUCGCAACGGCAAAACUUAUAGAGCUUGGAUUCAAAAAUGUUAAAGAUAUCAAGGGUGGGAUCAACAAAUGGAGCGAGGAAAUAGAUAAUACAGUACCAAUAUAUUGAACUUGGUGAAUUCAAAAUUUAGAAAAAAAUACAUAGUAUACAAAUUUAUGCAGAUAUA